Molecule: messenger RNA, 435 nt
Organism: Aspergillus japonicus CBS 114.51
Lineage: Eukaryota; Fungi; Ascomycota; Eurotiomycetes; Eurotiales; Aspergillaceae
Product: RidA family protein
Exons: 2
Coding region: 1-435 (144 amino acids)
Cellular component (GO): cytosol
Molecular function (GO): deaminase activity
Source: RefSeq, a predicted model, not a curated record
AUGUCCCACCUCAAGUUCUACGCAUACGAGGGCCAUGGAGUCCGCCAACAGAAGGUAUUCCGCUACAGCCAAACCGUCCGUAUCGGAGACUGGAUCGAAUGCUCAGGCCAAGGCGGCUGGGAUCCCAAGACAGGAGAGUUUGCGAAAGAGAUCAAUGCUCAGAUUGACCUCGCCUUCUCCAACGUAGAGCUCUGUCUCAAGGAUGCUGGAGGCAAAGGCUGGUCCCAGGUGUACCGGGUCAAUUCAUACCAUGUGCCCAUCAAUAACGAAGCACUGGAUGCAAUGGUUCGCAACUUCAAGAAGUAUAUGCCAGACCAUGAGCCGCUCUGGACCUGCGUUGGCGUUACUCGUCUGGGCGAAGACGACAUGCGCGUGGAGAUCGAGGUAGUGGCCCACGACCCUGAAGGUGCCAAGGUUGCUGGCAGUGUGCAGUAG